Saccostrea echinata is the source of this 2434-nucleotide messenger RNA. Its product is annotated as vacuolar protein sorting-associated protein 52 homolog. The coding region runs from base 75 to 2192 and encodes 705 amino acids. Gene Ontology annotation, molecular function: syntaxin binding. The transcript is spliced from 20 exons. NCBI's taxonomy places the organism in Eukaryota, Metazoa, Mollusca, Bivalvia, Ostreida, Ostreidae. Gene Ontology annotation, cellular component: GARP complex. Gene Ontology annotation, biological process: retrograde transport, endosome to Golgi; lysosomal transport; endocytic recycling. The record is from RefSeq and is a predicted model, not a curated record.
CACUUGAUGUAAAAGGCUUUACCUUAACUAGCCUACCCGUCCACCCGUCCAUUGUUUUUGCUAAACACACUCAGAUGACUGAUAAGGGAGACCCUGCGGGGGAAAUCAAUUUGAAUUUAGGAGAACUAGAUUUGACGUCGGAAGACUUUUGGCUGGAUGAGGUUGAUGAGCAUAUUCAGAAGAACUUGGAAGAUGAGGUCGUACAAGAUGCUCUUAAAAAGGGCACAGAUUUGAGAACUUAUGCUAAAGAAGUUGAAAGAGAGCUGCUGGAUGUUGAAAAUGCCUCAAUACAAGACUAUAUUAAGGAAUGUGGAAACAUUGCUAGUUUACACAAACAGAUAGCAGCAUGUGACACCAUACUAGAGAGAAUGGAGGAGAUGCUGAAUGGAUUUCAGGGGGACCUGAGUAGCAUCAGUAGCGAGAUCCAAAGUCUCCAGGAACAGUCUGUCAGUAUGAACAUCAAGCUCAAAAACAGACAGGCUGUACGAGGAGAGCUGAGUCAAUAUGUGGAUGAAAUGGUAAUUCCUGAACAGAUGAUUAACCACAUAUUAGACACUCCUGUGACAGAGAGAGAAUUUUUGGAGCAGCUACACGAACUGAAUCAUAAGAUCAACUUUGUCAAGGAACAGUCCUUCAAGGAUGCAAGGGCUUGUCAUGAUGUGAAAGAUAUCCUGGAAAAACUCAAGAUUAAGGCUAUUUCCAAAAUCAGAGAGUUUUUGAUGCAGAAGAUUUACUCAUUUAGAAAACCUAUGAGUAAUUAUCAAGUUCCCCAAAAUGCCAUGCUGAAAUUCAGAUUUUUCAAUGAAUUCCUGAUGGCUAAUGAGAGACACGUUGCUAGAGAGAUUCGAGAUGAGUACUUAGAUACAAUGUCUAAAAUCUACUACUCCUACUUCAAGGGUUACCUCAGUCGCUUGAUGAAACUGCAGUUUGAAGAAGUGGCUGACAAAGAUGACUUGAUGGGAGUGGAGGACACAGCCAAGAAAAGUUUCUUCAGCUCCAAACCGGCCCUGAAGAAUCGCUCAACAGUUUUUACCCUCGGCAACAGAGGGGAGGUUUUAACAGCGAGACUGGAGGACCCCAUUAUUGUCCCUCAUGCCCAGCAGAAGUCAGACACAAAGUUUAAUUUUGAGAGUUUGUUUCGGAGUUUACACUAUGCCCUGAUGGACAACUGCUGCAGAGAGUACCUAUUCUUAGUAGAUUUUUAUAUGGCAUCAGGCACAGCCGCCCUGGACCUAUUUAAUGCCAUCAUGUCAAAAACCUUACAAACCUAUCUGAAAUCAAUGGAGGACCAUGUAACAGAGUGCUACGAUUCUAUCGCCAUUUUCCUAUCCAUACACAUAGUUCACAGGUUUAGAAGUAUCAUGCACAAGAGAGGGGUACCUGCUCUAGACAGGUAUUGGGAUACCCUUCUAGGUGUCAUGUGGCCUAGAUUUGAGACAGUUUUGCAUCUUAACAUACAGAGUGUGAGGGAUGUUGACCCACAGAAGUUUGGACACAUUGACAACAGACCACAUUAUAUCACCAGGAGGUAUGCUGAGUUUUCAGCAGCCAUUGUGGGGAUCAAUCAGUCAUUCCCUGAUGAACGAGUCCAUAACCUGCUUGAACAGUUACAAACAGAAGUGGAAAACUUCAUUUUAAAAAUGGCUGCUGAGUUCCCCUUAAGGAAGGAGCAGCUUAUUUUCCUCAUCAAUAAUUACGACAUGAUGUUAGGUGUGCUCAUGCAUGCAUCUGCUACUAAGUUUAGACAGGAGCGAACGGCAGAAGAAUCCAAGGAGUCGGAGAGUUUUAAGGAACUGCUGACAGCUCGAACUCAGGAGUUUAUAGAGGAAGUGUUAUCGCCUCACUUUGGUGGAAUGAUUUCAUUUGUCAAGGACAGUGAGAGUAUCAUAGAAAGGGCUGGUGUGGAAGCACUAAGACCUGAUGAGAGAAGAGUACAGUCCAUUGUGCGUGGAUUUAACAGUGACUGGAAAAGAGCUCUAGAACUGAUCAAUGGAGAUGUAAUGAGGGCAUUUACAAAUUUCAAAAACGGUACCCAGAUUUUACAGGGAGCCUUAACUCAGUUGAUUCAAUAUUACCACAGAUUCCAAAAAGUGCUGGGACAGGGACCAUUCAAAAAUAUGCAAAUUAGGAAUGAACUCAUUAAUAUUCAUCAUGUGAUGGUAGAAGUCAAGAAAUAUAAACCAACAUUUUAGGAGCUUAAAUUAAAGAACUGUGUCAGAUUAAGGAUGGGUGUGUUAUACAAUGUAGUACCAGGUCACAUUGUAUACAUGUAUUUACUAAGAUUAGAACAUAAUGGAAGUGUGCAACUACAUGUACAUCUUCAUGUGAUGAAUGUUUUUCUCAGUGCAAUAUUUUAUUUUGGAAAAAAAAUUGUGCAAGUACAUAUAUGUUUCAAAAAUAUACAUACUUGAUAAAUUAAUUGAGCAGUGAAAAA